AGUGCCAAGCCAAGCAAAGUCUAUUAGGCGUCCUUUUUUCUCCUCCCAAUCCUGAAAUUAGGAAUGCUGCCUCUUAACAGCCACAAUCCCACUGCGACAAGACUCUGGGCGAGGAUUCCAUGCGUGUUAUCUCUCGCUACUAGUCAUGUCUAUCACUACUAAUCUAUUUUCUCGUCCUGUUGGCUGUCUGGGCAGCAGGGGCCAAGCAGAUACAUGUCCAGCGUUAAUUGCAUUGGCAUUGUAUACGGUAGUGUACGGUGUGCUCCGCAUGGUCCAGAGUAUAUGCAGUGUACUCCAUUCUCCUUACAUACCAAUGAUAUCAAACCGUCCACUCGCGUGCAUUGCAACCCGAAACGACCUCCGAAAGAUUUUCUUCACGGCCCGCCGGUGGUUUCCCCGAUUUUCAGCAACCCCGAGGCUUCCGGGUCCUGGACCCUGGCCUCUGGGCAAAUCACUACGGACAAUCUGGGCACGCCCCUUUCUUACCUUCCGGAAACACCACCGACUCCCACUCGGCACCAUUCUAUAACUUCGCUACAGGUACACAACAUAAGCUUUCGGGAUUGGUCGUAUUUUGUCCGCUCCCGUCGGUUUCAGCCGGUUUAUUUUGUUGCUAUAGCGCGAGGGUUUAUUAGGUGCGUAUCGCUCACGUGCUUGGCAAUGUCCGGUACUGCAGCUGUUGAUGAUUCGUCGGGAUUGUCUUGCGAACAUACCUUGGCGUGGAAGUAACCGUGACAUACGACAAGACUGAGCGGGGGUUGUGUUGAAUUGAAUGGGAUGCAUCCGCUUCAGCUCUCUUCCAAGCACUGCGACAUUGUCCAGUCUAUUGGUUUCUGCACCCAUCCCACAUCACUUCAGCAACCGCCGGGCACGAACGAAUGAAAUUCAUUCCUUUGUGGUCAAAAGUCUUGUCCCGGAUGAUCUUUUUUUUUUUUUUUUCCUUCCUGUUUCUCCUGUUCUCUCCGUCUUGUCUG
Aspergillus glaucus CBS 516.65 is the source of this 974-nucleotide messenger RNA. RefSeq lists its product as uncharacterized. The transcript has a single exon. Lineage: Eukaryota; Fungi; Ascomycota; Eurotiomycetes; Eurotiales; Aspergillaceae. Bases 214 to 729 code for a protein of 171 amino acids. The record is from RefSeq and is a predicted model, not a curated record.